Molecule: messenger RNA, 3561 nt
Organism: Linum trigynum
Lineage: Eukaryota; Viridiplantae; Streptophyta; Magnoliopsida; Malpighiales; Linaceae
Source: the annotation of a GenBank genome assembly
UUCUUUUAAGUAUUAUGAUUUUAAGUAUUUUAGCGAAUUGGUUACCGUUGCUUGGUUAUGUUUAUGAUUGAUUAUUUGUGCUUUGCUUGAGCUAUGUUUUGAGGUGAUUUUGUGCUAUUUGAGGUGAUAUGAGGUGAUUUUGUGCUAUUUACCUUAAAGCGUUAUGUUUGAGUUAUUGUUAAAGUUUAAGAAACAAGUUCUUUUUAAUAAGUAACUCACCUUCAAGAAGGUGAAGUCGUUUUAAGUGUUUUUAGUCACUAUCGCCAGUCCGUUGCCUUUUGAGACAUUUUGAGAUAGAGCAUCAGUUAUGCUCUUGAGACUUUUAAGAUGAGCAACAGUUAUGUUCUUGAGAAUCGUGGUGAAGAGCUACCACGAUAAGUUUAAGAUGUUAGGGGGACGAAUCCUUACGACUCCCCUAACUAAGUUUAUGUUUAAGGAAAGCCUGGAUGGCUUCUCAUGCGUAUGAGUCGGGCAACCGGACUAGCUAGUGAGGGAUCCCCGUGUCUGUCAAGUAUUUAAGUCAAGAUUUGAGUUUUAAGAGAGGAGAGUAACUUCAACUCUCUCAAAGUUUAAGAGUUAAGAUUUUAAGAUGGGUAAAUUGCAAGGUUGGUCACUGAAAGUGCUAAAAUAUUCACGUUUGUUCACUAAAAGAAUUUUAUUCCAUUCAUGGUCACUGAAAGUGGUUAACAUUUCACGAUUGGUCACUCUCCAUUAGUUUUCAUUAACACCGUUAGUGGUUUGCUGAUGUGGCAACUACAAAUGUUGAUUCAUCCAAUUUUGACAUGCCACAUCAUAAAACCGGAUAUGCCACAUCGGUUUUACCAGUCUUGUUAGAUUACCCAUGACCCAACCCAUGACCCAACCCUCCUUAUUGACCCGCCCGACUAAAACUAAAUUUGCCCAAAUGAAAACCCCAUUUUGACCCACCUUAUAGUCCCUUCUUCUCGGCCGCCAUCAACCUCUAAUCCCCACCAUCACCAUCAACCAUCGCAAAGGGAUUCAACAACACCAUCAUCAACCCAUCUCUGCCAGGCCUUCAAUAGUAGCUUUGAUUGCUGAUUUUUCUGGUGACCAGCUCUUCCUCAAAGUCGAUCGCCCUUGUCUCCUCUCAUCUUUACUCCCAAACCCAGAAACGGCGAAACCCCAAAACUAAGGCACUCCCAAACGCGGCAGCGUUGCUGCUUCUAUUCGGGAACACAGAUCGUCAAAAAACAAAUUGAAGAUGGAAUCCGCCGCCCAGAUUUGUCGCUGGUGAAGACAGAGGCUGGCCACCACCCUUGGAUUCGGGCCCCGACUGUCUCUAGAGUUAGUUUCGCUCGCCGAGUCUAAAAUCGGCGAGGCAAAUAGGCCAUUCUGCCGAUCUAGCUUGACCAGAGAAGGCAGCGGGAUAUUCUUGAAGGUUCAAUCGGCGUCGGCGUGGUGCACGAUUGGAGUGCGGAGGUUAAGUUGUCGAUGGUUGGGGAGACGGAGAUGAUAGCAAUAGCAUUUUUUGGGAUAGACGAAUGACGAUUUCCCCUUGCCCUGGGGGUCCCGUCUGGAGAAAAUGAUGAGCAGCGUCGGAGGGAGGUCUAGUGACGGUGAGGAAGAUUUGCUGGGAAGGAUGCUUGGGCGACGGAGGGCGGCAUGCGAUAGCGAGGAGACACAGCGCAAACAGAGGAAGAAAAAGAGGGGAAAGGUUGAGGAGAGAUGGGGGAGAUCGAGGGAUGUGGAGAGGUUUGGGUUCCUUCGGUUUUUUGUGGUCGGGUUACGAGUUGAAUUGGGUUGAGUUAUGCUCUGCAGUGUGUUGGGUAUGAUGAUGUGGCAACUCAAGUUUUAUGACGUAGCAGGUCAAAAUUGGAUGAAUCAGCAUUUUUGGUUGCCACGUCAGCAAACCACUAAAGGUAUUAAUGGAAACUAACGGAGAGUGACCAAUCGUGAAACGUUAACCACUUUCAGUGACCACGAAUGGAAUAAAAUUCUUUUAGUGACCAAACGUGAAUAUUUUAGCACUUUUAGUGACCAAUCUUGCAAUUUAUCCAUUUUAAGAUUGGAAGUACAAACAACUUCCACUAGUUAAAGUUAAGUGUUUAAGUAAAGUACUCAAGUAUUAGAAGUAUUAAAACGUAAGGGCGUAGACUGACCCCAACUCACUCACCAGGCCUUAGUAAGGGAGUGAGCGAGAACCAGAUCGGUAGCAGCUAGCUAGAGGAGCAGUUAGAGAGCAGCGAGUUUGAGAGGAAAAGUUCGAGAGCAACCAGCUAGAUGUGGGCGGUGCAAGCGUCACGGAGGAUGCCUAGUUAAGAUUUUCAGUAGCAGCAACGACAGAGACUACCUAGUUAUUUACAUUUUAUUUUUAUGAGUAUAGACUGGAGAUCAGAUUGAGGUUUAAAGUUUGAGUUUAAUUUGCCCACGUGUUAGGGUUUUGCUCUGAAUUACAAGUGUGUGUUUUCAGUAUUUUAUUUAUGAAAUUUUUUUCCCGCUGCAAUUUAAGAUUUGAGCAUUUUAUUUAUCAAGGGCAUUUUAGUAAAAGUAGUACCCGGCCGGGUUAGGGUGUUUCAAAAACUCAUAUUCCUCCUAAAGUUCGAAUGUUUCUUUGAAAAGCAGGGAGAGGGAUCUUACCGGUUGGCUGCCGUUUAGUGGAAUGGAUUGACGAUGCUAACACUGAGUGCCCUUUCUGCGGGCUCCCUGAAUCCCAGUUGCAUGCUCUUCGGGAGUGUAGUUGGAUCCGAUGUUGGUGGCAGGACUGGGAAGGUAAACAAAUGUUUAAGAUUGGAGAAGGUAAAUCGUGUAUUGAAUGACUAAAGGAAAUAUGGGAAAAAAUUUCGACUGAGCAAAUCCAGAGGUUUAGUGUGGUCUUAUGGUACCUAUGGAAGGAGAGGUGUAACCAUCUUUUCAAGAACCCCAAGAUUGAUGAAGACCUGGUUAUCCCCAAAGCUAUGGGCUGGUUGCUAGCUUUCCUCGAAGCUCAUCCCCCAAAUUCCCACAAUGGUGUUGCGUCUCAAAAUGACAGAUGUGAAGGAUGGAUCCCUCCCCCCGAUGGAGUCUUCAAGCUGAAUUCCGAUGCUGGAGUGCUCGGGCAGGUGGGGGUGGAUUUUUAAUGUGUGAUCAGGGACUCAAGAGUAAGCUUCUGUGGCGCUACUGCGAAGAAGGAGAAGCGGGUCUGCAGACCCAUUGAACCGGAGGCAAAGGCGAUUAUGAUGGGGAUCCGUGAAGCAAAUCGACAGGGCUUUAGCCCGCUGAUUGUGGAAACUGAUUGUCAGAAGCUCAUCAACAAGCUUGGAAAAGAGGAGAAGGACCCUACUGAACUGGGCAUAUGGUGUGAUGAAAUCAGAAGGUUGGCAAAGGUGAAUGAGAUUAUCUCGGGUGUUUCGACGGUGUGGAGUUUUACCCAGAGGAAGAACAAUUCCUCAGCUCACUGGUUGGCUCACUCUUGCUACUGUUGGGAUAGACAAUAUGUGUGGGUGGAUGAUCCCCCCCUAUCUCUUCUUUAUGUGUUACAGGCUGAUUUGGGCCAGGCCGGUUUGGGCAAACUUGAUUCUUGAAUGAUAUGAAUACAGGUUACUAUAAAAAAACGAUUAACCG